AUGGAUUUCGAUUUAAUGGCAUAUUUCGUAAAUAUAAAUGAACAAAUAGAUGAAAUCGAAUUAAGAAAUAAUUUCCAAAGGCCAACGUAUGAUACUUUUGCGUUGACGGAUAAAUUGUUUAUGAAAAAUUUUCGGCUCUCAAAAGAAAUAACGCGGUAUUUGAUUAAUAUAUUAAAGCCAUUUAUUGUAGUUGAUACCCGAUUGUCUUCUAUUGAUAUCCAAACAAAAGUUUUAGUAGUUUUAAAUUUCUUUGUAACGGGGUCGUAUCAAACGUCAGUCGGGAAUAGUCGAUUAAUGAAUUUGUCACAGUCAUCUGUAUCUAGAUGUGUAAAACAAAUAGUUGCUGCUUUGAACCAACCCGAAAUUUUUAAUACUUGGGUAAAAUUUCCCAGUAAUAUUCAAGAGCUUGAUGAAGUUCGCAACGAGUUUUAUAGAAAAACUGGAUUUGCUGGAGUUAUAGGCUGCUUAGAUUGUACGCACAUAGCUAUUGUUUCUCCUUCAAAAAAUAUGAAUCUUGUUGAAAAUCAAUACCCUGAAUAUAUGUAUGUCAACCGCAAGAACUAUCAUUCAAUGAAUGUUCAGCUAGUAUGUGAUUCAAAUCUAAAAGUGUUAAACGUAAACGCACUGUUUCCCGGAAGCACUCAUGAUGUUCAUAUAUGGAACAACAGCAAUGUUUCAAUAAUGCUCAAAGAACUGCAUAAUCAUAAUUAUAGUGACUACUUUUUAUUAGGCGAUUCGGGUUAUCCUUUACGUCCGUGGCUCCUAACACCAAUAGCUCAACCAAGAACAGCAGCCGAAGAAAAUUACAACAAAAACCAAAUGUAUGUAAGAAGUGUAAUAGAAAGAUGCAAUGGUGUCCUGAAAAUGCGGUUUAGGUGUCUUUUGAAGGAUAGAGUACUCCAUCAUAAGCCAGAAAAGGCUACUGCUAUAAUUAAUGCAUGCAUUGUUCUACACAACAUGUGCAUCGAGUACAAUAUUUCUGAAGUAAUGGAUGAAACUAUAGACGAAUUUGAUUUGGGAAUGUAUCACAAUCAAGAACCACUCUAUGAACAUGUAAAUGAUAACCGUAAUAGAGAUUUGAUGUUAGGAAGAAGACAACGAGACCGUAUUGUAGGGUUUCUACAUAAUCGAAACGUACCACAAACGUAA
This is a messenger RNA of Rhopalosiphum padi (bird cherry-oat aphid), 1149 nucleotides long. RefSeq names its product putative nuclease HARBI1. The record is from RefSeq and is a predicted model, not a curated record. Lineage: Eukaryota; Metazoa; Arthropoda; Insecta; Hemiptera; Aphididae. The coding region runs from base 1 to 1149 and encodes 382 amino acids. The transcript is spliced from 6 exons.